CUAGACUCUAUACAAGAACAUGUUUUCAUUAAAAAAUUUGUUUUCCUUUCAGAUAAUGUUCGCGCUACCGUUUUAACUGACGGCAGUUUCAUCAACCGUGACAACAGUAUCAGAUUGCAGUUACAUCGUCUUAAUGCCAAUGUGGCCAUAGGAGAUGCCAAAAUUAUAGCUAACGGAAUUUUCUCCGAUCGUAACUUAAACACCAUGAUCUUAAAUUUAGUUAAUGAAAACUUACCCGAAAUAACUCGUGUCGGCAUACCAGCUACCCGUGAACAAUGGGCACCAAUUUUAGUGGAACAUGUUAAUAAUUUCUUUUCACAAGUUCCUAUAGAAAAGUUUUUAACGCAAUAAGUAGUUUUGUCGAAACCAAAAAAGAGAAGAAUGAGAAAAAAACACAUGAAAAUCGCAAUGUAUUUUAAUUAAGUUUAGUUUUUAAGAUAUACAUUUUUUUAUUUUAAUUGUUUUAUAUUCACACACAAAAACACUCACACUCUAAUACACAUAAAUAUUAUAAUAUUUUAUUUAUUUAAAUUUUUAUUGGAUUUUACAUAUUUUGUUUUUUUAUAAGUACAUAACUCUUAAGUAUUUGUGAAUAAUG
This is a messenger RNA of Lucilia cuprina (Australian sheep blowfly), 598 nucleotides long. RefSeq lists its product as uncharacterized. The annotation marks the transcript as partial. The record is from RefSeq and is a predicted model, not a curated record. Lineage: Eukaryota; Metazoa; Arthropoda; Insecta; Diptera; Calliphoridae. The transcript has 2 exons.